Molecule: messenger RNA, 1803 nt
Organism: Fibroporia radiculosa
Lineage: Eukaryota; Fungi; Basidiomycota; Agaricomycetes; Polyporales; Fibroporiaceae
Exons: 10
Coding region: 1-1803 (600 amino acids)
Biological process (GO): metal ion transport; transmembrane transport
Cellular component (GO): membrane
Molecular function (GO): magnesium ion transmembrane transporter activity; magnesium ion binding; cobalt ion binding
Source: RefSeq, a predicted model, not a curated record
AUGUCUGACAGCUCUAGUGAAUCCGACUGUAGCUCGCUCCCCCCUACACUCCAGCGACCUCUCCGCGAUACCACUUACCAGCCUGCGACGAACGACCCAUUGCAAGUAGGUUCUGCAACUGCCAGUGACCCGACUGCUGCGUCCAGCGCGUCAACUUUUAGUCCAUCCAAAUCGCCCAGACCAUCCGACACUCAACGGCCUAUUCUUCCUCAUCCUAAGCAACACUUCAAGAACUCUGUGCAUCGCGUCAUCGCAGCGCGACGCACACCCACAAUGAUGCUCUCCAGCCAUGUCGGCGCAGAGCCAGGCAUUGAUCCCCGUCGUGCAUCUGCAAACGCGCACUACGGGAAUCUUCGUCAGCAGUGCGUGAUCGAGCUCGUUGACUACUCCGUCUCGCGAUGCUCUUUCGGACGUAUGACGAAUCAGGAGCUGGUGAGCUAUUUGAGUGACCCCGUCGCGAGCGAGAAAGAGCCGUGGACGAAGGUGCGGUGGAUCAACGUCGGAGGCAUGAGCUGGGAUGUGAUCAGUGCUCUUGCUCUAAGAUACGACAUGCAUCCACUUGCAAUUGAAGACAUGCUGCACCAGCACGGCCAUGCCCGCUCAAAGGCUGACUACUACCCCAAACACUUGUUCCUUCGUCUACUUUGCCAUCGGCUAGCACCGGACGAUGAUAUCUCCCUUGAUGCAUCUCUCGGACAUAUGCCGGUUGAUCCGGUCACUAUUCUUCGUAGUGAAUCGCCCGAACCGAUGGACCCCGAGCAUCCCGACGACAAGGGAUACGAGACGGCAGAUGAAGAUCACACAAUGUACGGUAGUAGCCCAUAUAUCGGUGCUAGCUCGUCGAAGUUCUCCGCGAAGGGUAAGUCUUCUGCGCCAGUCGACGUAGAGGCAAUGAGCGGAGAGAAGCCACGUCCGAGACCCGUGCCUCAUCACUCAUGGUCAUCGAGCUUUAUGCAUCGGGCGCACAAGAAACAGAAACAUGCACAAGACUGGAAGCUCAUCCAGAAGCUGAAGAAAGGCGAGAGAGUGAAUGUGAAGCUCUAUCCUGUUUGCAUCUUCCUCUUCCGUGAUGAUCCGAAGCUAGACUUUACCGCCCCAAUUCGGGAUCGCUUACGACAAUCGGACACGGGCUUGCGUACGACUGCUGAUCCCUCUCUUCUGGUCCAAAGUCUAAUCGACUUGAUUGUUGAUCAAGCGUUGGAAGUGGUGGAGGAGUAUCAAGGGAAGAUUCUCAACAUUGAGAAGGCUGUGCUCCUCAAGCCCAACAUGAAAACCGUCACUUCGCUGCACGUUUUCCAAGAGGACCUCAUUCUCCACAAGAGGACUCUUGAGCCGCUCAAGACUCUUGUCUACGGACUGCGCCGAUAUGACGCGGACCGCGCAGCAGCUAUCAUGGAAAGCGAAGACGCAGAGAUGGAUCCCGCAGUCCGCCCUGUGGGUUACAUGAGCGACAAGGCAAAGAUAUAUCUUGCGGAUGUGUACGACCAUCUAGAGUAUAUCCUUAACAGCCUCGAAAUGUUUGCAGGAAUUAGCGAUAAUUUGAUCAAUUAUACAUGCAACAUGGUCUCGUACGAGAUGAACGAGGUCAUGCGACGACUCACACUGGUGACAAUCAUCUUCCUCCCGCUCAGUUUCCUUUCUGGCUACUUCGGAAUGAACUUUCAACACAUGUGGUCAACCAUGACACCAACCCAUUCUGAUCUUCUGUACGUCGCCCUUCGUUUGUUCCCGACUUUUGGACCUUCGUUGAUUGUAUUCUCCAUAAACUACGUCGCCGCAUAUCCGAUCCGUGGAACAAUUUGA